Molecule: messenger RNA, 114 nt
Organism: Spirodela intermedia
Lineage: Eukaryota; Viridiplantae; Streptophyta; Magnoliopsida; Alismatales; Araceae
Source: the annotation of a GenBank genome assembly
AUGAGGAAAAGAUCUUCACUUCAUCUCCGUGGAAGGAGGCCCACGAGAGACUGUUGGCUUCACAGCCACAAGCGAGGACGGGGAGAUGGCGGCCACGUUCUCCCACGUGGAUAG